Molecule: messenger RNA, 8976 nt
Organism: Macrosteles quadrilineatus (aster leafhopper)
Lineage: Eukaryota; Metazoa; Arthropoda; Insecta; Hemiptera; Cicadellidae
Gene: dnc
Product: cAMP-specific 3',5'-cyclic phosphodiesterase
Exons: 17
Coding region: 221-3445 (1074 amino acids)
Biological process (GO): signal transduction
Cellular component (GO): cytosol; perinuclear region of cytoplasm; nucleus
Molecular function (GO): 3',5'-cyclic-AMP phosphodiesterase activity
Source: RefSeq, a predicted model, not a curated record
GUCGCUCAGUCUCGUCCGUAUCUCCGCGCGCGUCGCACGUCCGUGUAGUUUCAUGUAGUUCUGUGUUGUUCUGUGCAUUGUGUCUGUUCCGUUUGUUGUGUUGUGUUUGGUUGGUUUGAUGGAACACAGAUGGAACACCACAAACUGUGAUAUCGAUGUUGUAACUGUUGUGAAAAUAAGAUAGUUAGACUGUGUUUUAGAGGUUUAAGAUUGAAGCAUAAUGGAGGAAACCGAGGAGGAGGAGGUUUCCAAGAACAAGCAAAGUGUCGCGGUGAAACAAACUCAGGAGACGUUUGAAGCAGCAGGUGUUCGAACGACCAGAAUAGUUCGUACUACGGUGCGGACGACUAGUUCAGUUUCGGACAUUUCAUCGUCGAAUGUGUCUACCGCUAGCUUGACAAAAAGAUUCGCUACUAGCCUCGACGAAUCUAGCACUCUAGGUAAGAUCAGUGGUGCGUAUGAACCGUCGUACGAGCCACGUUCAAUAUCAGCAUCGUCUCUCAACAAGUCCCCGAAGGCCUCACCUGAUAGAAAUCUACGAGAAGAGAUAACAAUCCAAGAACUGGGAAAAGGCGGUGGAGACAAAAAGGUGUACAGAACAACAGCUUUGCUCGAUCUUGGGAAAUCAAUACAAAGACAGCCAUCAGUCUUGAAAUCCGACUCCAUUAGAGAAGAAUGUGACAACAAUGUGAUAAUAACCGAACCUGACGACAAUAAAGAAGGGUCACUCGAUAAAAGCGAGGACUCUUAUCCGAAUUCAGAAGAACUUACCAAAUCAAGCCAAGAAGAUUUGCCCAAGGGCUUUUUAGUAGCUGAAGAUAGAAACCUCUCACAUAGUGCUUUUCAAGCUUUAAGUAGAAGCCAUGGUAGUUUAGACGAAACGAAACUCAACAUAACAGAACAGAAAUCACUGGAAAAUCUUACAGUCGGGGGAAGAAGGCAGGUCUUGAGAGGAGGCAUCUUAGAGGAAGAAUCCACAGAGGUCUCUGGCACAAGAGGAAUGCUACUAAGAUCUAACACUGGCCAAGAAAACAGACAGCAAUGGCUAACAGCAGAUACUGGAGCUGCAAAUGUCAACAGUAGAUCUAUGGAGAGUCUUAGAGAACACAGAGCUAGCUUCAUAACUAGGUCUGAAAAAGACGUUAGAGGAGUAGCUUCUGCCUCGGUAGAAGCUAGGUCACUGGAAAGUUUGGAAAAAGAAAUAAGAAUGAUGAGCAACAGAUAUAGAAGAACGGUGUCUGGGGAAGAGGUCAGUAGUGACUGCAGUUCACCUGCUGAAAAGAAGAGAGGAUUGUUUGCCUCCGGUAGAGCAGCCGUGCCGUCCCAUUUGUCUCUCAUGCCUCCAGAGUUCUGCAAUCGUCGACUUACUAUCUUGUCUCCUCACAGUCCCAUGAUACAGAAUCUUCCUACACCUGGAGGAUCAUACAACACGUCUGAGAUGUGGCAGUUUACCACGCAAACACUCAAGACCAGACGAAAGAAAGCGGUCGUCCUUCCCAAACUCGUUCUUCCAGGGUCUACUGAGGAAUUCUUUACUGGUUUCGACGUGGAAAAUGGCGCUUCCCCGGGCAGGUCGCCGCUGGACGGUGGGGCUUCGCCCUCCGCGGGCCUCGUGCUCCAGAACCUACCCCAGCGGCGCGAGUCCUUCCUCUACCGCUCCGACUCCGACUUCGAGAUGUCGCCCAAGUCCAUGUCCAGGAACUCCAGCAUCGCCAGCGAGAGAUUAAAGGAGGCCGAACCAGUUAUAGAGAGACCCCAUGGCGAGGACCUCAUCGUUACUCCCUUCGCCCAAAUCCUGGCAAGCCUUCGCUCCGUUAGGAACAACUUCGUCAGCCUCACCAAUGUGCCCCAAAAACAGUCCCGAAGGUCGUCGGGUGCGACGGGGGGGACGACGCCUCAAGUUCGGAACCUGACGCCUGGUGAUGAUGCUUACAUGAAGCUAUCAGUAGAGACUAUAGAAGAGUUGGACUGGUGUCUGGACCAACUAGAGACCAUCCAGACCCAUCGGUCCGUCUCUGACAUGGCGUCUCUCAAGUUCAAGAGGAUGCUGAACAAAGAGUUGAGCCACUUCUCAGAGUCCAGUAAAUCGGGCAACCAAAUAUCUGAGUAUAUCUGCUCCACCUUCCUCGACAAGCAGCAGGAGCUGGACUUGCCGUCACUGCGGGUAGAUGAAGGGUCGGGGGUGAGCAGUAAUACAGCCCAAACUACCAAGAAGAAGGAAAAGGGAGGUCGAGUGGUGCCUAUGUCACACAUUAGCGGUGUAAAGAGGCCCCUUACACACACCAACAGCUUUACUGGGGAGAAGACACCAAAGUAUGGAGUCGAAACACCUUUUGAGGACGAGUUAGGGAAGUGCUUAGGAGAAAUAGAUAAAUGGGGCAUUGAUAUAUUUAGGAUAUCUGAACUAUCGAACAACCGACCUCUGACAGCGGUGGCGUAUGCAGCAUUUACAAACCGGGAAUUGUUAAAAACGUUUAUGAUCCCAGCAAAAACGUUCAUCCAGUUCAUGAUGACCUUAGAAGACCAUUACGUCAAGGACAAUCCCUUCCACAACAGCACGCACGCGGCCGACGUUACCCAGUCUACCAACGUUCUGCUCAACUCUCCUGCUCUCGAGUCUGUGUUCACCCCUCUAGAAAUCAUGGCGGCGUUAUUUGCUGCGACUGUUCAUGAUGUUGAUCAUCCAGGACUUACCAAUCAAUUUCUCGUUAAUUCAAGUUCCGAAUUAGCUCUGAUGUAUAAUGAUGAAUCUGUUCUGGAAAACCACCACUUAGCUGUUGCGUUUAAACUUUUACAAAAUGAUGGAUGUGAUAUUUUAAUGAAUCUUAGUAAAAAACAGAGACAAACGCUUAGGAAAAUGGUUAUAGAUAUGGUAUUAUCAACGGAUAUGUCAAAACACAUGAGUUUGCUGGCAGAUCUCAAAACUAUGGUAGAAACUAAGAAGGUGGCUGGUUCAGGGGUGUUAUUGUUAGAUAACUACACGGACAGAAUUCAGGUGCUGGAGAACCUGGUACAUUGUGCAGAUCUGAGCAACCCCACCAAGCCUCUGUGGCAGUAUAAGAAGUGGGUCGCGCUGCUUAUGGAGGAGUUCUUCCAACAAGGGGACAAGGAGCGAGAGGCCAACAUGGACAUCAGUCCUAUGUGCGACAGACACAACUCCACCAUCGAGAAGUCCCAGGUUGGGUUCAUCGACUACAUCGUACAUCCUCUAUGGGAGACGUGGGCAGACCUUGUACAUCCUGAUGCUCAGGAUAUCCUAGACAUGCUGGAGGAGAACAGAGACUGGUACCAGAGUAUGAUCCCGCCCAGUCCUCCUCCGUCAGAGGCGCAGGAGGUUGAGGGAGGACAGGAAGGGGACGGGGACGCGGGGGGAGGCCAAAUAAGGUUCCAAGUUACGCUAGAGGAGGGGGAAGGAGAGGAGGCGGAGUCUCAAGGAGGAAUGUGACGGAAACUCAUGGGACUUUGUAAGAAACUAACAGAGAAGGUGUCGCUAUGGUGGGGAGGAGCGGACUUUCGCAGUUGAACCUCUGCCGGACAGAUUACUGUAGCCUCUCUCCUCAACUCUUUGUUUUGUUAUGUUUGUUAAUUUAUUUGUUUUUGUUAAAAAAAUAAUCUUAUCGACUUUAUCUGAUGUUGAAUAUUUUUAUUCAAAAUACAGUGAAAUCUUCAUUAACCGUACCUCAUCGGACUAGGACAGUGAAGGUUUAUUUAAUGGAUUACAGAAAUUAUAAAUAACAAUAGUUUGGAAUUAUAAAGAUUUCUGAAUAAAAUUACACACUAUAUGUGAACUAAUAUAUUAUCAUUUUAUUUACAGGAUAUUUAUGCUGGUGCUGAUACUUAAUUUUUUUUACCUGUGGUAUGUCAAAAACCUAGAAAACAUUUUAAAAUCAUAAUUUUUGAGGUGACAAAUAACAGAUGUUGAUGGAGAAAAGAGUGACGAUUAAUUGAGAUUGCACUGUAGCUCAAUUUUGACAGAGUGAUCAAAGACUCUAAUGAAUGGAAAAACUUUUCACGACAUAUUAUGGAAAAACUUGAUCAAAUCUACAAUACAAUCUUGUAUAAAAAUAUGUUUGUUACGUACUAUUUAAAAAAAUCUAUGAUUUACACACUUGUAAAGCUUUAUUCUAAAUUGAAUAGUCAUUAAUUUAUAUUUUAUUAAAAAAGCAUUGAACUGGUCAAUAUUCUUAUGUGGUAAAAUGUUUUGUAUAACUUUUUAAGUCAGUGCAAACACCUGAAACCAAAAUACUGUUCUAAAAGAACCAAAGGUCUAAUCAUAUAGUUAUGUUCAUUGGAAAUGUAUUUUUCCAACAAUUGACCAUUUUGCUGACUAAGCAAUUUUAUUUUAAUUAAUAAUAAUUAAUUUUAUAUUAACAGUUUUAAGAAAACCAACAAUUCAUAUUUUGCUUAAAUUGAUAUAAUCUGAAAUAGAUUGUUCUCUGUUUAUUUCUAAACCCCUGGAUUUCUUCCCAAGAACUAUUCUUGGUACCUAAAUGAUAAAAAUACCACUAAUGUUUUUCUAUUACCAAGGACUUUGUUUGGUCUAAGAAAGGGAAAAGCUACAGUAACUCUCCCUACAAUCAAUCAGUCUGGAAGGAUUAUCAUCAAAAGAUAUUAAGUUUCUUUUACGUUUGGAGGGACAAGUAAUAAUUAGUUCAAGUCAAUUUUUAAACAUUUUUACAAGGUGUACCUGUUACCGAACCAGUAGUAUAUUUUUAAUAACCAUAAAUUAAGUGAUGUAAAAAUAAAAUUGACAUUUAUGUAUUUGUGUCAAUAAUUUUAAAUAAAAAGUUCACGAUUAUGUUGUAUAAUUUUCAAAAAAUCAUGUAAAUAUGUAUGUAAGUAGCUCACGAUGUCUACGAAUACACUUUGAUGGUGCUGAAUAAAAUCCAAAGAUAUUACGAGAUACGUUUUUGUUGAGACCGAUUUCUUUCGGUGCGACAAGACAUCCAUGGAGAGAUCCACCAGUUGAGAUUGUGUAUUGGGUCGACAGAUAAAGCCGCUUUCACCAAACGGUCUAAAAGACUUGAACAAGGUGACUGCAUAUUUAUUUUGUUUUCAGGCAUACAGUAAAAAUCUGAGUUAGGUCAUUAUUAGCAAUACGUUAGCUUAGAGUGUAAAAACGGAAACAAGAUACUGAACUUUUCAUGCUACAGUAUUGAUAGUGAUUGUCAUUAAAUGUUGUCUAGGGCAUAAUGUGAUUUAGUUGCACUCGUAACGUGUAUGUAAUAUUUUGCAAUGAAAUGAUAGCUGGUUCUGUCAUGAUAGUUUUAAGACAGUAAUUUUAUGUAAGUUUCCUAUUUGACAUAUUUUAAUAGUCUUAAGUUUAUGUUAGGUUAAACAUUUAGUCAUAAGGCAUUUAAAUCUAUUCGUAUAGAAUUAUUCUUUGAUUUCAUUAACGAAUCCCGUCAAACCGGUAAACACUUUGUGCAAGCGCUCGUGAGAAAUCCUUCUGUUAAAUGAGAAAUUAGUUUUGUGUGAGUUUAUCAUAGAUCUCGUGUUCAGUCAUUUGUAGAUUACUCUAAUCGGAGAUUCGAGUACGAUUAGCGGAUAUUUUCGUAAAUGUAUACUAGAGCUUUUUGUAGCAUGAAAGAGUUCAGUGUUAGAGACGGGACUGAAAAUAUCUAGUUCGUUAACCUUAUCUGAUGGAUUACAGGACGCUGGCCGUACUGAAUUUUAUUCACGAUAUAUAUUAUAUAUAAAAUGUUUUAAAUAAAAUAAAUAUUUAAUUUUCAUAAUGUUUCAUUUAGUUAUAGGAUAUAUAUUUAUACUAAUUAUUGUGAGAGGGAAGCAUGUACUCUGCUGAAAUACGGUGUUUCAAUAAACUUUUAUAUCUAGCUUGGAAUGUUUGCACUUAUCUACGUACCAAAUUUCAAAUUUUUCAUGACUCUCAACUUUGUCUUUUGAAAAUACCUUUAAUCGAUUCAAACCUCCUACUAUUAAUCAAAUAUUGGCUGUUUGCAAAUUGUAUGUAGUGAAUUGUUCAGUGAUGCUUUGAGUGGUUAUUGUAAGGAUUACAGAACCCUUGUUUUAGGUCAACAAUGUUCAAAGAAAAAAGUUUCGCUAAUAGACAUACACCAUUCCUAAUCUUAAAUGUAAAGUUGUCAAAACUACCAAUUUGUUGCCUGUCCCUGUUUUCUGUAAUUUUUUUUUUGUUACACCAUUUAAUUUUUAUCCAGCUAUACAUUACCUUUACAUUUUUUAAGAAAAAUAUUUUGUAAUUUCAACUUGAUUAAUGUAAGAUGAGAUUAAAACAAAUCAUGAGGUAUUUGAAAAAUUGGUAGAAACUUUAAAAUUUCUCAAACGGUUCCAGUAUCAUAAUCAGCCAAAAUUCAUCAAAUGUGGGAAAAUAACAAUGGUUAAAAAAACUUUUCUGAAAUAUGAUAAACUGAUAUUUAAAUACAAUAACAAUUUUAACUAAGUACAAUAACUAAGUAAAUUUGUGUUAAUAAAAAUAGCUCGAUAGUUUAAUUUUUUUCAAAAAAAUUAAACUCUCAAUAAGCAAAACGCCACUACCAAGUAUGUAUCACAAAAUCUUUAAGUUUUAGAGGGAUUAAAAAGUCAAUUUGUUCAUCAACUGAAUGAUUUGCAACAGCACUGGUUAUCAAAGUUAAUACAAUCUCACUGUUAAGCUCAUUUCAAGCUAGAUUUGUCUUGGAGAUGCUGAGAUUGAUUCCCAGCCCUGGGAUCUGUAAUUGUUGAGUUUGUGGUUGAGUUUAUCAAUAAGUACAAAAUAUUACUAUUAGUAGUGUUAUGUUUGCUGUCUAACAUUUUUGUUGGUAGAUUAUCGAUUAGUUACUAACUGUUUCUUAUGUGCUAAGUAAAUUAAUUUUGUAAGUUUUUUGUUUUUGUUCUUGUUCUUGGUUGUUAAUCUAUAGAUUUCUUACAAGUCCAUACAACCAAGGCCCCACUAGAAAAAAACAGGCCAUGCUGCAGCAUGGGCAGCGCAACACUACGUCACAGUGGUGGAUAAUUGUACUAAACUCUUACAAACAGCCAGCUUGUUUAUUUACUUAAAACAUAUGGGAAUGGUGAUGGCAAUGAACUUAUCAAUGAAAUCUAUCCACUAGUGUGACGUCAUGGAUCCUGCAGCAUGGCCUGCUUUUUCUAGGGGGGCCUUGAUACAACUCUUAAGGCCACAUUUUUGUUUUUUGACAAACUGUUAUUGAAAAGAGGAUACAUGUAUAUGAACUCAUAGAGAAGGUAUCUAAUGUAUGUCCAUCCAUAAAAGGUGUAACACCAUAAUUUUGCAUUUUGAAAUCUGCCAUGUACUUUUUGCACACUUGUAAGCUAGAUUAUACUGAUUUGGGAUUUUUCUAUUUGAGCAUAUAGUUUUCAACUAACUCUUCACCAGUUUAUCUUAACAGAUAAACAACUAGAUUCAAUAAAGUCAUACUUAUUAUUUGUGAAAUCAAUUUGCUUGUAUUUCCAUAUUCAAGUGUUCUGAGCGUUUGGUGGCUGUUCGUUAGUAAAGACGCCAAACAAAUUAUAUUGUUUUAAAAAUUCUAACUAAACUCCUUUACAAUAAAUUAAAGUUUUUGGGACCAUCGUUUAGGCCUAAUGAUGAAAGUUUAUUUUCAUACAUACACAAGUUCUCUUUCAAAAGUGAGUCAACAGUCAAUUUUCCAUUUAAAGCUCCUUUUACAGAAAAUGUUAAGGUUAAAUUGCAUUGAUCUAUUACUAUUUAUUUGUGAACUAUUUUUUAUAAAUUAACUGAAAUAUACAAAUUGCAUUGUAUUUGGUUUUAAUUGUAGAAUAAUUGAUUUGUUGUCAAAGACUUGAAGUAUAUUUUUAAAAGAUUUCAAGUUUCUGUAAAAAUCAAUUUAAAAAAUAUAUUUUCUGUUGUGGCUGGACUACUUCUUUUGGAUUUGUAGGAACGUUGUAGUUUAGUAACUCCAUAAUGCAAUUCUUGCUUGGAUGUGUGAACUUUCAACAUCUUCUAAUUCAGGAACUUGUCUAUUAACAGUAUUAACAAUGGCUUUCUCCCAUAAAUCAGUAAUAACUUUAUGAUAAGGGAAUACAUUUGUAAAUCUUUAUAUUUGUUAAUCUAGUCAUUCAUUACACUUUUAUUUUCAACACAAAAUAUUUUGAUUGAAUCUUUUAGUGUAAACCUAACAUGAGACGCCUUAUUCUUCAUAACCAAAUUUAAACCAUAAGGAUUCUGCAGAUAACUAACAACUGCGAAAAGAUGAGAUUCGUUUUUAUCUUAGUGCUCUAAAAAAAUGCUCACUCAACUUAUUUCCAUUACUGUUACAACAUUAAUUUUCUUGGAUAAAUGGCUUAUGCUAAAUUUUAUGAACUCUUUAGUUGUUAAAUCCUACGAUAAAAACAAAUGAAAUUGUAUUCAAUCCCUAGUCAUGUAAUAAAAAGGAUUCAACGUUUCUAUGAAACUGAAUUCUUUAUUAAAUGUUUUACGCAACAAUUUUUAAAUCCCCUUACAAGUGGUUCACAUUUUGAACAUAUCUCGCAUCUACACCUAAUGGGACUUGGUAGUUUAUUUUUGGAACUGAUCUGAACUAAAUAUCAAAUUUUCCUACAGGUAAAACAUUUUUCUCACUUCAGCAUUGCGCUUAUUUCUUUCUCUGCUUCAUGAGGAGAUGAAAUGCUACGCCAUCUAUCUAGCCUUUGCUGGCAAAAUGUGUGUAUCAUGUAAAAUAAGUAAGAUUAGCGAUUCUUACUUUAGAAUAAUCAAAAUGGCCUACUAAAGAAAACAAAUGUUUUUUAAACAUAGUUUAAAAUGUUGAAAGCGUGUUGUAUUUUACAGUUUAUUUUUGCCGUUAUGUUUUACCGCUUUUUAACAACGUAGGAGGUUUUAAAACAAGACUCAGCAAAUUGUGAACUCGGUGUGUAGGAACUUAUAUUGGUUAUAUGUAUAUAUAUUACCAACCCCUUGUGUGCAUUGAUCGCCCCUGUCUAACUCCCCGAAACAAAUAUCAUUUGAGAAUCAUGUAAAAUACAAAAUAAAAGUAUAAAUUGUAA